CAGUGCCUGUGCUGCACAGACUACAGGAGGUGCUCAAGGAACUGAUGAUGCAAGGAUUGUCCUGGCAGGAUGACAUCACCCAGUACGUCAUUCGCAAGGAGCUGAGCCGUGUUUCACUGACCCGCCCCCUGUCUGGACGUCAUGACAACCCCUCGUCUCAGUCCUCAGAACCUGUGCAGAAUGCCCAUCUUUCCAAGAUGCAGUAUCCUCCCAGCUCCAGGACCAAGGCUCAAGGGGACGAUCCCAACCCAGACCUGAUGCAGAGUUACCUGGACUACAUGAUCGUGGAUCCCCCCAAGGCCUCCCAGUCCCUCCACAUGCAAAGUCUGGACCCUUACACCUACCGCCAGGAGCAGUAUGGUUACCAAGGCGACGAGGAGCGCUCUCUUAACUCUCUGGAGGGUGGUGGUUUCCCCCGCCCUUCUUCUCACGCCGGGGGUAAAGGGUCCCGCCCCCAGGACCGAGACCGCCAGGUGCUCCAGGACCUGGUCUCCCUGUACCUCUCCUCCCCCGCCCAGCCGGCCUCCCGCCACCGUGGGGCAGCAACACCGAUCUCUACCUCUCCCUUGUACCAGGACCUGGACUUCCCUCUGGACUACGCAGAGGACUACGUUUCCCAGCAGGACGUGGAGGUCCGCAGCAGCAGCAGCUGGAUCAGACGCAGAGGAAAGCACAGAAGGACUACGGAUCGCUGGCUGGAUUGGAUG
Messenger RNA from Oncorhynchus masou masou (cherry salmon), 707 nucleotides. Its product is annotated as receptor-type tyrosine-protein phosphatase-like N. The annotation marks the transcript as partial. Gene Ontology annotation, cellular component: synapse; secretory granule. Lineage: Eukaryota; Metazoa; Chordata; Actinopteri; Salmoniformes; Salmonidae. The record is from RefSeq and is a predicted model, not a curated record. The transcript has 4 exons. Gene Ontology annotation, biological process: insulin secretion involved in cellular response to glucose stimulus; regulation of secretion.